Messenger RNA from Meloidogyne enterolobii, 541 nucleotides. Lineage: Eukaryota; Metazoa; Nematoda; Chromadorea; Rhabditida; Meloidogynidae. The record is from the annotation of a GenBank genome assembly.
AUGGUUGUUUUGUUGUUGUGUUCAUUUUGGUGUAGUGGGAAAGCUUUAGGGUACCCUCCCAAAGAGGUCGUGGGUUCGAGUCCGGUUGGAGGGAAAUAUUUUUUAUUUUUCAAGUUUUCGAUCUUUUGGGUAUUCCCUGUUUUUUGGAAAGUAUGGUUGUGUCGAUUAGAUUGAUUUUGCUCUACCUUCAAAUAUUAUUAUGACGAGAAGGGAAGGUUUUCUCUCUCUAUUCCUCCCCACAAAUCGUCUGUCAACUUUCGCCUUACCCUUUCUCUCCCCUAUAUAUUCCUUUUAAACAACAAAACAAAUAAAAAUAUACCCACAUUUUUCACAAACAACCAAUCAACUCAAACAUCCUUGAAGAGAAGAAAAAAAGAGACAAAAAUUGAUUUUUGUCUACUUGCUUCUACUCUAGCUAUUCCGGCUCUUUCUUCCCCUCUUUUUUUUGCUUUUCCCCUUUUUAUAAAAAAUUUUUUUUCCCAACCAAUCCAUUUUUUUGCUAAAAUGUAGAAAUAAAAAUAUUGCUAAAAAUGUGUUGUUU